AUGUCAGGCAAAGCACAGGGACGCAAAAUCGCCAUUAUCGGCUCCAGCGGCCAGGUUGGACAGCCGACCGUUAAGGCUCUUCUCGCAUCUGGCAUCCACACCAUUACUGCUGUCCAACGCAUCGAAGCGACAAGCACAUUUCCACCUGAGGUCAUCGUCAAAUCUGGUGAUCUGAAGGAUGAGUCCUUCUUGGCGAGCACCUUCCAAGGCCACGAUGCUGUCGUGCUCAUGGUGCCUCUCCCUCACCUUGUCAGUCUGCAAGAGUCUGCAGUUCGAGCAGCAGCAAAAGCUGGUGUCCCAUAUAUCCUACCUGCAGAGUUCGGUCCAGACCCCUUUGCAUCGAAACUGAUCGAGGACAACCAACUACUGCAAGACAAGAAGAAAAUCCGCGAUCUGAUUGAGGAAGUCGGCGUGAGCAGUUGGAUCUCAGUGGCUGUCGGCCCCUUCCCCGAAAUGAUCAAAAGUGGUCUUUGGGGCAUCGAUGUUGAGAACCGUAAAGCUACGAUUUGGACCGGAGCGGUUGGAAAGGUCAGCACGACGAGUGUUGCACAGACUGGUCAAGCUACAGCUGCAGUAUUGAGCCUCCUUGAACGGGACUUGUCUAGGUACAAGAACAAAGCUUUCUAUGCCCCUUCAUUUCACCUAACCCAGAAGGAGCUUCUACUAGCAGUUCAGAAGGCAACAGGGACGGCAGACCAGGACUGGGAGAUAGAAUACCAAGAUGUGAAUGAUGGACUGAAAGAUUGUAACGACAAGAUUCAGCAGAAAGACGCGAUGGCCCCAUUUGUCAAGUUCUUCAUUAGUCAUUUCCGGGAGGACAGUGGAGGAGAAUUUGAAAGUAAGGUCGAUGUCAGCGAGGUGAAGAAGCUGCACGAAAUCGGGCUUCAGAAGGAGACUCUCGAUGAUGUGCUUAAAAGGAUUGUCUCAUAA
This is a messenger RNA of Fusarium tjaetaba, 930 nucleotides long. RefSeq names its product NAD(P)-binding domain protein. Lineage: Eukaryota; Fungi; Ascomycota; Sordariomycetes; Hypocreales; Nectriaceae. The record is from RefSeq and is a predicted model, not a curated record. The transcript has a single exon. Bases 1 to 930 code for a protein of 309 amino acids.